This is a messenger RNA of Ascochyta rabiei, 1848 nucleotides long. RefSeq lists its product as uncharacterized. The record is from RefSeq and is a predicted model, not a curated record. NCBI's taxonomy places the organism in Eukaryota, Fungi, Ascomycota, Dothideomycetes, Pleosporales, Didymellaceae. The coding region runs from base 1 to 1848 and encodes 615 amino acids. The transcript has a single exon.
AUGCCAUCACCUGAGAUCCCCAGCCCCUACAUAGUUCCUCCCACGCAGCAGUUCGACGGCAACGAUGGCAGCUGGAGCACGUUCCAAAUCAGCGUGGGCAUACCAGGCCAGGAUUCACGCGUGCUCCCAUCCACCAAGAGCGGCGUUACGUAUGUGAUAGCACCUGAGGGCUGUAGUCUUCCAACCGAUCCCACAAACUGCGCAAACUUGCGCGGCGCAGAGCCAUUCGAAUCGUCACAGAACACAGGCUUCCGGAUCUCGCAAUCGACACAAUGGUCGACGAUAGGGCAGUACGGUGUGGAUCUGGAGGACGCGUUGAACAUGACUGCAGAAGGGCUUUUUGGGUAUGACCAUAUUGCACUGGGAGCAUCCGCGGACACUGUUUCAGACAUCUAUGUCUCAUCGAUAGAUCACCAAGUGGUUGCUGUGAUUGCGGACAUGGAUUACUACAUGGGCGUUCUUCCAUUGGGUCAAGCAGAGUCGAGUUUCUCGAGCCUGAGCGAGCCUCAGAAAUCCCUCAUCUGGAAUCUACGAAACUUUUCUCAAAUCCCCAGCAUGUCUUAUGCCUACACAGCCGGCGCAAAGUAUAGGCUGAAGUCGGUUUUUGGAAGCUUGAUCCUUGGAGGUUACGACUCGACACGAUUUACACCCAACGCGAACGACUUUUCUUUCACCUUCUCCUCGGAUCCUUCGAAACUGUUGACAGUCGGCGUUGAAAGCAUAACGGCGACAAACACUUUGAAAGGGACCUUCUCUCUUUCGUCUGGCUCACAUUUCUCGGUCAUUGACUCGACAGUAGCCCAGCUGUGGCUACCAACGGAUAUAUGCACUCAGUUCGAGGAAGCCUUCGGCCUCACAUAUGAUGCGAACACCGAUCUCUAUCUCGUGAACGACACCAUACACGCCAACCUCACGACACUGAACCCUACCAUCACAAUAAAACUUGUCAACUCGUUCCAAGAUACAUCGACGGAAUACACGAACAUCCAGCUGCCCUACGCCGCGUUCGAUCUUCAAGCCUCGUAUCCUUUCUACACAAACGCCACACGGUAUUUCCCCAUACGCCGCGCUAACAACGAUUCACAAUACGUACUGGGGCGUACACUGCUCCAAGAGGCCUAUCUAGUAGUAGACUACGAGCGGGCAAACUUCACUGUCGCCCAGGCUACGUUCCCCGACCCUUUACCUGCUGCAAACGUCGUCACCAUCAACCCACCUAACGACGAGGAAACCAACAACGGCUCUUCCUCGUCUCUCAGCACUGGCGCAAUAGCUGGAAUAGCUGUCGGCAUCGCCCUUUUCUUAGUCCUCCUUGGACUCGCCGCCUUCUUCUUCUUCCGCAAGCGUCGCCAAAGCACACGAAAGUACGAACUCGCCGCCAUCGAAGUCUCAGACACAGGCUCGAAACGCCACCUCACCAGCGCCGGGAACAGCAACAGCAACAACAACAACAACAACAACAACAACAACAACGCCGCCAUGAAAGCCCCAGCCCCGCUUCCACCGCAGGAAAUGGGCGGCACGCCGCUCACCGAGCUUGCAUCGCCGGCUGCCAUGGCCUUUCCUCUGGACCACAAGCGCGCCAUCAGCGUAAACAGCACACCGGUGGAGCUGCACGCUGAGAGCGCAGUGCCGUACUCGCCGGCGACAGCGGCGCGAUGGGAGGAAGUGUCACUCGCACGCCCGGACGGCUACCACUACCACGAGAUGGGCGGAGAGAGCAGUGGCACACCGACGGAGGAUAGGAGUUGGGCGCCCAGUGACGAUGCUACUAUGAUCAACUCGCCGAGGAGCGGUGGGCACGGUACAGGUGUGAGUCCAUUGACUGAGACGUUUAGGAAGCAUUGA